AGCCGCUGGGGACAAAACAGCGGUUGGUUGAGAAAGAGGAAAUUGGGCAAAGUAGAACCACCCUGUGGUUAGCCUGGCCCAUGUGCCACUGGCAACCCUGGCUGUCUGACAUGGGGGCUGCAAGAGCUGUUAACAACGAUAGUCGCCUACUUCAGCAAGAAUCGAGACCCAAUGGGCUCUGAGUCCAAGUCAUGUGCCCAGCCCUUGGACUCUGGAGAUGCAGCUUCUGCCACUAAGGGUAGCCGUGGACCCUGGAGACCUGAGAAUCCAGAUUUCUUCUCAGCAAUGGAGGAUGAUCAGGAAAAUGACUUUUCAAGAAGCCUCAGCGAGAGCGCAGAAGACCUCAGCCUGGAUAUGGGAGCCCUUCAGGGCAGCGAGUACCUCCGGGAUCUAGGCUUAGGGGCUCCUUCUGACCACCAGCAGUCAGAAGUGGCUAUAGAGCCUGAGAGCCCCAGAAAAGAAGCCAGAAGGGAGUCCCUCUGCUCAAGCUAUGCAGAAGAUCCAGUCCUGCCUCAGAGACGAAGCUGGGAGAGGCCACGGAGCUGCUCGGGGAGCUGUCGAAGGCUCAGCCUUGAUGCCUCCAUGGUGGAUGAAGGAGCCUGUCUCCCCCGGACUCUGGCGAGCCUUACUCUGAAUCUGUCUGGAGAGGGGCAGAAUACUUGGACCCAAGUAUGCUCACCUGACAGUGAGACUCCAGCAGAACCCUCAAGCAAGGAAUGUAUCAGCCCUGAGAAAAGGCUAAGAUCCAAGUCAGUGCCUGUGUCCCAUGAGGAGAUCAGCUGUCUGGAACUGACAUCUGGCUCAGAGGCGUCCACUGCACCUGUGCAAGGCCUUGAACCACCUGUGCUGGAGUGUCUGGAAAAGGACCAUGUGGAGCCAGACCACGUGCUGAUAGUGCAACAAGUGCUUCAGGAACUGCGACACUACCAUGGGGCCCGUCAGCGAGCUCACAUGUCUACCAGCCCUGGAGGAACCCACUCCAACCUCACCUGGUUUGAGUUCUUGUCUGAGAGUGAGGAUGGUGCAAACAAGAAUGAGAAGACAGACAAGAGCACCAGAGUGAAGCGCAGCCUGAGCUCCCUCCGAAGCAGGGUCACCAGGCAGAAAGAGAAGGGGAAGAGCCCUGCACACCUAAAGGAUAAGAUUCAGGAUGCUCCAGGGAGGCGGGAGUGUGUCAAUGGGCACCAGCUGGUGCGAGGAACCUUCGUGGGCCACUCGAACUGCCCUCUGUGUGGCAAACCUUUGCUGAGCUCAGCCUCCCUGAAGGAACACCCUCGGACCACACUCCUGUCUGAUGGCAGCAGCCCAGCUCCUUCCAGGAAUGUCGGCAUGACCGUCUCUCAGAAAGGAGGUCCCCAGCCAACAGCGAGCCCAGCCGGUUCUGGGGUACGACUUGGACCAAUCACUGGAGACAUGGAUGAAGCCGACACUGUGUUUUUAAAGUUGAAGCAGAGUACCGACGACUCUCUGUCACUCACAUCCUCAAACGCUGAGUCUGUUUUCAUAGAAGAUCCUUACAUUGCCUCACUGAGGUGUGAGAUCGAAUCAGAUGCUCAUGAGUUUGAGGCGGAGUCCUGGAGCCUCUCUGUGGAUUUAGCAUAUGCCAAGAAACAAAAGAAGGAGGUGGUAAAAAGACAGGAUGUCCUGUAUGAGCUGAUGCAGACAGAAGCACACCACGUGCGCACCCUCAAGAUCAUGCUGAAAGUGUACUCCAGAGCCCUGCAGGAGGAGCUGCAGUUCAGUGGCCAGGCAGUGAGCCGCCUCUUCCUAUGUGCUGAUGACCUAUUGGAAAUACACAGCCACUUCCUUGCCCGCCUCAAGGAGCGCCGGCAGGAGUUCUUAGAGGAGGGCAGCGACCGGAAUUACGUCAUCCAAAAGAUCGGGGAUGUCCUGGUCCAGCAGUUCUCAGGGGAAACCGGAGAGAGAAUGAAAGAGAAAUACGGUGUGUUCUGUAGUGGCCACAACGACGCGGUCAGUCACUACAAGUUACUGCUGCAGCAGAGCAAGAAGUUUCAAAACUUAAUCAAGAAAAUCGGCAACUUUUCCAUUGUGCGACGGCUGGGAAUUCAGGAGUGUAUCCUUCUGGUCACACAGCGUAUAACCAAGUACCCCGUACUGGUGGAACGUAUCAUCCAGAACACGGAAGCUGGCACUGAGGACCACAAAGACCUGAGCCAGGCCCUGAACCUCAUCAAAGACAUCAUCUCACAAGUGGAUGCCAAAGUCAGUGAGUAUGAGAAGGCCCAGCGCCUCAGGGAGAUCGCAGGCAAGGUGGACUUGAAGUCAUCCAGCAAACUCAAGAAUGGGCUUACCUUCCGCAAGGAGGACAUGCUGCGGCGCCAGCUCCACCUAGAGGGCACCUUGUGCUGGAAGUCCACAUCAGGACGCUUGAAAGAUGUCCUUGCUGUCCUGUUGACUGACGUACUUCUGCUGCUGCAGGAAAAGGAUCAGAAAUACGUCUUUGCUUCUGUGGACUCAAAGCCGCCCAUCAUCUCUCUGCAAAAGCUAAUUGUGAGAGAAGUGGCCAACGAGGAGAAGGCCAUGUUUCUGAUCAGUGCCUCCAUGCAAGGACCAGAGAUGUAUGAGAUCUAUACCAAUUCCAAAGAAGACAGGAACACCUGGAUGGCUCACAUCCGCAGAGCCGUGGAGAGCUGUCCAGAUAAGGAGGAGGGCUCCUCCAUCGAGCCUGAGGAGAGAAGGAUGAGUGAAGCCUUCACCCUGAGACUCCGGGACUUUCAAGAACGACUGAGCCUGAAAGACCAGCUGAUCGCACAGAGCCUUCAGGAGAAGCAGCAGAUCUACCUGGAGAUGGCAGAGCUGAGUGGGCUGGAUGAGUCAGCCCAGUGCCGAGGCCUCUUCCGAGGAGGCGGGGACCCCUCUGAGACCCUACGGGGGGAGCAGAUUCUCAGAUUAGCCAUGAGCGAGAUUGAGGGCAUCCAAAGCCUGAUUUGCCGGCGGCUAGGCAGCACCAGUGGCCAAGUGGAGGAGGGAGGUGUCUCUGCAGGCCUGCCUCGGAGGGCUGAGACCUUCGGGGGCUAUGACAAUGUGGGCAGCCCCAGCAAGAAUGGCAGCUUUAAAAAGAAGAUGUGCAACAACGACCCCGGGCCCCAAGACUGGCAGGGGCCUGCUAGCAUCCCAGAUUCCAGAUCCUGUGACGGCAACACCCCCUGUGGCUGUGAGGAAUCACCACAGGCGGUGGAGAUGCCUAGCACAGAGAGCAGCUCAUGUCUGCCCAUUGUCCUGGAGUCAGAGCUGGUCCACCGGGUCCAGACACUGUCGCAGCUUCUUCUUAGUCUCCAGGCAGUUAUCGCUCAACAGGACAGCUAUGUGGAGAUGCAGCGAGUGGCCAUCCAGGAGCGUGAGAAGCAGUUCCGACUGCAAUCAACACGCGGGAACCUGCUGCUAGAGCAAGAGCGGCAGCGCAACUUCGAGAAGCAGCGUGAGGAGCGUGCUAGUGUUGAAAAGCUGCAGAGCCAGCUGCGCCAGGAGCAGCAGCGGUGGGAGCGGGAACAUGCGCGACUGCAGGAGAGGGAGGACGAGGCACGCCAGCUCCGCCAGCAACUGGACCAGGAGCGCAUGGAGCUGGAACAGCAGCGCCAAGCCUACCAGCACGACCUGGAGCGUCUACGCGAGGCCCAGCGCGCAGUGGACCGUGAACGUGAGCGCCUGGAGCUGCUGCGCAGGUUCAAGAAGCAGAACACCGUACCUGGGGCACUACCCCCAGAGGUGUUGGCAGAGGCCCAACCCACAAGCCACCCUCCCAGUUUCAAUGGGGAUGGACUAGAGGGGCGCUUAGCCCUAGCCAAAGCACCAGGGACCCAAGGGAGCAUGCUGCUGUCUGGCACAGGACCUGAGUACAUAGAGCGACCUGAGGUGGCCCGCUGGAAUAGUACCACUGCUGAGAGCCGGUCAGCCAAGAGUGAUGUGCCCAUCCAGCUGCUCAGUGCCACCAACCAGAUUCAGAGGCAGACAGCUGUGCAGCAGCAGAUCCCCACCAAGCUGGCUGCCUCCACCAAGGGUGGCAAAGAUAAGAGCAGCAAGAGCAGGGGUUCCCAGCGUUUGGAAAGCUCAGAGAGGCAGCACGCCCCUCCCACUGGAGUUCUCCGUCUCAGCAGCGGAACUGAAAUGACAGACCUCGGGCAGGGAGACAGCCAGCCAAGCACCAGCACGGCAUCCUUCGACCUGAAGCAGCAGCUGCUUCUCAACAAGUUAAUAAGCAAGGAUGACAAUUCGUCACGAAACCGCCGGUCACUGAGUCCCAUCCUGACUACCCCCCAUGGAUCUGCACCUGCCCCAGAUCCCUGCUUCCCAGCCCCAAGCCCAGUCCCAAGCCCGGCCCCAGCAGCCACACCCCCUGAGGUCUUCAAGUCUGGAGGCAUGCCUCUGCCACCUGCAUCCCCAGCUUCCUCACUGCCAACCACACCACUCACCGCCAAAGAUGAAGCUGGCAAGGAAGAUGUCAUCUUCUUCUGAGGGGGCCAUGGCCCCAAGAGCAGACCCUUUUCUGUCCUGAUAACCCUUUGUCUCUGGGGACCCCAUGGGUGACUGUUACUGUCUGGCCAUCCCCUUCCCCUGCCUGAGCACACACCAGGCACUUGCUCACCUGUUGGUGUCUUGGGUCUCACAGCUCUCUGUAGAAUUAGUGGUAAAGCCUGGAUAGCCUCUUAAACCUUUUUAUAUAUGCAUGUGCAAACAAAGUUCUUUUAAAUUGAAGGUCGAACUCCAGCUAAACCACAGAGCUGUUCUAAACCAGAGGUAGGCAGCACAAAGGUGGGAAGGCCAGGAGAAAAGAACAGGUGGGUCUAAGACGACACUGGCUCCAGAGGCAGGUUCCACAACACCCAGAAAUCUCUGGGUUGAGCUGUCAUUAGGCACCAGAAGGCACUAGAAUCACCCAGAGUCCAGUGAAUCGCCCUUUCCAAAGCAGCAGUUGAUGCUGGCCACAGAGAGACUUGAUCAGUAAGUGAACUGGGCAAUGGCAGAGGGCCACAUGAUUGGGGAGGUUUGGGCAGCCCAUGGGUCUGUGGGUUCACAAAUCAGUCUGAAGAGGGCUACCAACUGUCACUCCUUGUAGUAGUUGGGGGUUUUCCCAGUUCUACCUCUGGAGGAACACCUGGCAUGUCCUCAUUCCCACCCAUCUGAGACACAGAACCCUGGGUUCAGCAGAGCAACACAUACCCCAGACAGUGUUUGGUCCCUGUGAGAUGAGCGGAUUUCCCCUAAUUUUCCAGUGUCCUGCCAGAGAGGCAGGAGCUGGUCAGCAGCUGGUCUGGUCUGGUCUUCUCCCCAGGGCUGGGCACCCAUAGGAUCAGGAGGUGACUGGGUGUGGUGACCCUGGUGGACAAUAGGGUGCUGAAAGUGGUGGUGUCUAAUGACUUCAGCGCUCCAGGAGUGGUGUGGGGCCCCCUUGUCCGUCUCUGUCUUGUAUCCAGAGUGUGUCUCCAUUUACCAGACCUCAUCCGUGCCAUGUUGCUAAUCAGUGUUUUGUGGGUUUUUUUUUUUUUUUUGUGCGUGUUUUUUUGUACUGAGAUAUCAGAGCACUUUAGGAAAGCUGACCUUUAAGCUCCCACUCUCUGAAGAGAACAUUCCAGGACCCCACCUGAGUUGCGUGGGCUCACCAUCAGUUCAUAUGCCCUGAUCCCACCCCAGACACUAUGAUGUUUUGGACUAGAAGUUCAGAUGAUUUCCCCUUGGCCCUGGGUAGGAUUUGCACAUCCCUGCCAGGUGGCCAGGUGUUAUCUCACUGUGUUCUGCACACCGCAGGGGAGUGGAUCAGUGUAUCUGUCACCAGCAGCCGUGGGCUCCUCCUCAGUUGGUCUCAUUUGUAAAGCUGGUGAGCCAGCAGCAUUCCCAACUCUGAGACUGAGUGGCAUCCCUUGUCAAUUGUGACCAUGAUCUUCAUCUACCCUGUGAUUAUUUCCACAGUGAUAGCAGAGCAUCCUAGCCACAGGGUAUUCUGGGAUCACCCUAGAACUUAUGACCAGAUUCUAGCAAUAAAAGCAUCCAAAGGAC
Messenger RNA from Alexandromys fortis (reed vole), 6012 nucleotides. RefSeq names its product Rho/Rac guanine nucleotide exchange factor 18 (gene Arhgef18). The record is from RefSeq and is a predicted model, not a curated record. Gene Ontology annotation, molecular function: guanyl-nucleotide exchange factor activity. Bases 172 to 4473 code for a protein of 1433 amino acids. The transcript is spliced from 30 exons. Lineage: Eukaryota; Metazoa; Chordata; Mammalia; Rodentia; Cricetidae. Gene Ontology annotation, biological process: small GTPase-mediated signal transduction.